UUACGUCACGAAAGCCAAGGGAUGAUGAAAAGGAUGGACAAGCGUACAGAUUUGUGUCACGAGCUGAAAUGGAGAUGGAUAUUAAAGCUGGCAGAUAUUUGGAGCAUGGAGAAUAUGAAGGAAAUCUUUAUGGCACCAAAAUUGAUUCCAUCCUUGAAGUUGUUCAGACAGGAAGGACCUGCAUCUUGGACGUGAAUCCACAGGCCCUGAAAAUACUGAGGACUUCAGAAUUCAUGCCCUAUGUAGUGUUUAUUGCAGCUCCAGAGUUGGAGACUUUGCGUGCUAUGCACAAGGCUGUGGUAGAUGCUGGAAUUACAACCAAACUUCUCACUGACAGUGAUUUGAAAAAAACAGUGGAUGAAAGCGCACGGAUCCAGAGAGCAUACAACCACUAUUUUGAUCUGACCAUUGUAAACGACAACCUAGACAAAGCCUUCGAGAAGCUACAGGCUGCUAUCGAGCGACUGAGGCUGGAACCACAGUGGGUCCCAAUUAGCUGGGUGUAUUGAGAUUUCUCAAGAGGAGCUUAAGUAACAAAUAAAAUCAACUGCAGCAGAUACGCUAAUGUGAUGUGUAGAUACCGAUGAUAACCUAUGGCACCUGUGCAUUUUUACUCUGUGUAUAUUCAAAAGUACACUAUUCUGAAUUUUUAUAAAAAUGUUGAAGGGAAAGUGUACUUAAAUAUGUAAUUUAUUUUAAUUUUUCUAACUUUUUACAGAUAACCUUUCUAUUCAUAUCACAUUAAGGAAAUGCGUUUAAGCAUUUUUAUAUGUUUUGAUUUAGUACCUUUGCCUUUUUCAUCUAAGAAACUUCCAGUAGUUCGCUUCAACAUUUACAUUUUGGUCUUACAUUUUCACUGUGACUAAAAAAGGAUACUUGAAACAAUUUUUGUAAACCUUGUUAACGUCAGUGUUUAACUGGUCAAAAGUCUAUAGCUCUUAUUAGGAAAGAACACUAAUUUCUUUGGGGUUUCUUUUUCUUCCUUAAAAAAAAAAUAGUAAUUUCAUGGGAGCAGAAUUUUAAAUAUGAAAAGCGGCAACCAACACACAGCUCCAUUGCUCCAGCUUCUUUUGGCUUAAUGGUACAUUCUUGAUGUUUCACAGAUUCUCGAUGUCUUGAUUUAGAGAGCUGCUGUGUAGGUUCCCUUAUACGU
This is a messenger RNA of Phaethon lepturus (White-tailed tropicbird), 1153 nucleotides long. RefSeq names its product MAGUK p55 subfamily member 6-like. The transcript has 3 exons. Lineage: Eukaryota; Metazoa; Chordata; Aves; Phaethontiformes; Phaethontidae. The annotation marks the transcript as partial. Gene Ontology annotation, cellular component: cell-cell junction; plasma membrane. The record is from RefSeq and is a predicted model, not a curated record.